AUGUUGGAGCCAGAUCCGGAACCUGAGGCCGGAUUAGGCCCAGUUAAAGACAGAUUCACUGAAGAGGUUGAGCUCAGAGGAAGGAAGCACUUCCUUUCCGCUAGGAGUAGCAGAAAUAGCGACAACAGUGCCAUUAGUAGCUUCAGUGCGGUGGUUAAAAUGUGGUCUCCCUGGGUAGAGUGGGUGGCCGAUGGGAUAACCGUGCAGAGAGUAACAAACAUCAACAGUGUGGCUGCGACGGUGACAAUAGGAGCACUGUUUGGUGGAAAGGGAGUUAUGAGCACCGUUGGGGCCUCCGGGAUUGCCAGGGCCACUGGGAUGACCAGAACGAGAUUUGUUGAAGAAAACAGUUCCCAGAAAAUGAAGAAGGGUCUCUCUUUUGUGCUGCUCAUCCUUCUCAUCCACCACAACCUUGUCAACGCCAACAACUGUGUCACAGAAGAUUGCCUCAUCGGCAACGAUUUGGAAUCAGAAUUCUCGUUUGGGUCUCACGUUGCAAGAAUGCUCUACGAUGUCAGCCAAUCUUUGACGGGCAAAACAGGCAACAAGAACAACCAAGCUGUAGAUUGUCCAACCAUGCAAGGUUACCGCAGCUGCGUGCCAUCCAAAAACGGUGGUGGCCCUAACAAAAACUGUGUUGACUACAAAAGGGAUUGCUAA
Sphenostylis stenocarpa is the source of this 660-nucleotide messenger RNA. Lineage: Eukaryota; Viridiplantae; Streptophyta; Magnoliopsida; Fabales; Fabaceae. The record is from the annotation of a GenBank genome assembly.